GCACGCCCAUCCCCGUCCUCCUGUCCAACGCUCUCCGUCUCUCUGCUAAAAAUAGCCAUAAAAGCUCGACUUGCAAACUUUCCGAGAUACCCAGAAAAAAGAUUGAAGCUUUGAAGGAAGGAAGGAUAGUAGUAAGACUGAAAGCAAUUUCUGUGCCGAACUUCUGCGUUUCUCUUCACGGUUUGUGAGAUAUGGUUUCGAAGCGCAUGUUAAGCUUGAUCAAACUGUUUAGGAGCAUGUAGUAUUGGUGAAAAAAACAAAUUAGAAGAACCGAAAAAUGGCGUUGCAGCAAUACUUUGCACACGAAUGCAAAUCCAUCGCCGGAGAAACAACAGAAUCAGAAAAUUCCAAAGGUGGCUUUGACUGCAACAUCUGCUUAGACUUUGCACACGAGCCAGUGGUCACCUUCUGUGGCCAUCUAUAUUGCUGGCCUUGCAUUUACAAAUGGCUUCAUGUUCAGAGUGCGUCCCUUGCCUCCGAUGAGUGCCCUCAGUGCCCUGUUUGCAAGGCUGAUAUAUCACACACUACCAUGGUCCCACUUUAUGGCCGGGGCCAAGCAACUUCUGAACCUGAGUUUGAAGGAAAGGUAGCACUCUACGGGGGAAUGGUAAUACCUCCCAGACCAUCAGCAUUCGAUGCACAAGCUCUCAUAUCUAGCACCUCUCAGACGGUCCAGCAACUUCCGUAUCGUAACCCUUAUCAGAACCAACAAUAUAACCCUCAUUCAUACAGCAGUUUAGGGGAACAUUCUUCCUCGCCGCUGCUUGACCUCAGAGGCACUGCAGUGGCAGGUAUCCACCAUCCGGCGGUUGGGGUGUUUGGGGAAAUGGUUUAUUCAAGGGUGUUCGGAAACUCGCAGAGCGUAUAUGGGUAUCCAAAUUCGUAUCACCUAACUGGAAGUAGUACUCCGAGGCUGAGGAGGCACGAGAUGCAGGCAGACAAGUCACUAAACAGAAUAUCUAUUUUCCUCUUCUGUUGCUUGCUUUUGUGCCUUCUUGUCUUCUGAAGUUUAGAGACUUGGUCAUUCUCCUGCUGCUGCCAUUUUGUAUACUGUAUAAUUAACGCUUGGGAACAUAGAUAGAUGACAUUAGAUUUGAAAUAUAUGGGGUAAUAGUAAUCCUAGAGAUUUUAUUCAGAAUCA
Messenger RNA from Pyrus x bretschneideri (Chinese white pear), 1141 nucleotides. Its product is annotated as E3 ubiquitin-protein ligase RMA1H1-like. The coding region runs from base 278 to 1006 and encodes 242 amino acids. Gene Ontology annotation, cellular component: endoplasmic reticulum. NCBI's taxonomy places the organism in Eukaryota, Viridiplantae, Streptophyta, Magnoliopsida, Rosales, Rosaceae. Gene Ontology annotation, molecular function: ubiquitin protein ligase activity; metal ion binding; ubiquitin-like protein conjugating enzyme binding. The record is from RefSeq and is a predicted model, not a curated record. The transcript has 3 exons. Gene Ontology annotation, biological process: ubiquitin-dependent protein catabolic process.